GUCAGCUCUUUUCUCUCCUUACAGAUGCUGACAGACCUGCUGAGAUUUUCCAGCAUUUUCCCUUCUAGUUAUUUUGGAACUAGGUUUUGUGAAUUUUUAAAAAGAUUUCAACCUUUUGGACAUUUAUAAACAUGUAUAUUUCUAAUUAUGUGAUUCUUUGGAAACGAAACCAACAGUUUAAUUCCAUCGUUAUUUUCUCAUUACGUUCAGAUGCAUCCCUUUCAGUCCUGGGUAUUUACUAACUUUAACCUUACCUCUUUAUCGAUGGUUAGUCCAUCUAAUAUCACCUACCUUCUCUUUCAAUGACUCAGCUUCUUUUGCCUUAAUAAAGGUCAAGGUAAAAUAAUCAUUUAGCACCACCUCCAUAUCCUCUGUAUUUGUAGCUAAUUUCCUUUUUCCCCUAAUUUUUCUUAACUUUUCGAACAUCGGUCUAGCACCUAUCUCUCUCAACUUCAGUUUUAGCAAUUGCCGUCUUAUCUUUGUGUUUCUCACUUCAGAAGGGAAUACAGUAAUAUUUUUCUAGUUGUCAACUGAAUCUAGAUUUGAGAAGUUUCUCCAGACAUAUAAUAAGAAUGUAAUUUCUGUCCCGAUGUUAUUGUAUCGAGGUUCAGCAGAUCCCCACCAAACUUCUAAAACAUACAUGAACACCUCUGGGAUAAAUUUUCAAGUGUUUCGAGCAGUUGCACCGUAAAAUCACAAACAGUAUUUUCUACGAAUGUUUCUGCUAUCUGAAGUGCGUUUAUUGUUAUCGACACUAAAACAUCUCGGAAGUUUUUUUAAAAAAUCUGGAUUUUUACCAUGGUUCGUGUUGGAAUAGGCUUUACUCCGUAAUUCGAAUAGAACUGCAUUACAAAAUUAUCCACGGACAACCGAGGUGAGGUACUAGUUUCAUUCGUUUGCUGUUGAGUUACUUGGAAAUGACGAGAUUUCGUAGUUUCCUCAAAACAGCUCCCGGACCGUCGAUGAACAUGACGGAAAUAUCGGAGGACAACGAUUGAUUUGUUGGAAUGACUCGGUGCUGAAUGCCAAUUGUCAAUGAGAUUGAUCUUCUUCAAAGCUGUCACUUCCCGUUUUAACGGCUGAACGUUUCACUGUUGAAACAGUGUCGAUAGUUGCAUUGCCUGCGCUAAGCUAAGUGCCUUAACUCGCAAGCUCCAGCUAUUCGGCUCACAUUAGUAUUCUGUCCUAUCAAUGUGUUGUGUCGCUAUUCACGUCAGUCUGCCUGAUUUCUGCGCCUCGCGUUUCCAGAAGGUUACAGCCACACACACAAAAAAACAUUGGGAAGCUAUAAGAUUCGAGCAAACGACCGCGGUCACUUACUACCCACCGGGGCUCUUUAAUUUUGUUUCCUGAGGUGAAAAUUUUUAAAAAGCUACAGUGACCUCCCUCGUCCCGGGAGAACUAAAGGCGAGAUCGUUCCGGUCUAGGACUUCUGGAGCCGACAGAUUCUUAAUGGAAACCCCUAAAUCAUCCAGAUGUGAACAUCUCCCCGGUGAAAUCCCCACCCUUAGCAGCGAGGAACAUGGUGACACUGGGAGAUUGCAGCUCUUAAAUAGCGGGGACUUUGAAGCAUGUUGAAAGAGGCCAGCCAGCGCCCGUUUUACCGACUCAAGGUUAUGUAGGGGAGGGGGGUGGGGAAGGAAUAAAAAAUCUAUUUUCUUCUGUUUCGAGGUUAUAUUCGUUUCCUGGAGCUCGUGCUUCAUCGCAACACGUCUCACUCCCCUCCCUAAGCGAAGAGCAGCCGAUCUUGGAUGUGUAUGCAUGAGUUCUGCAGUGAAUGGGCGCAUACCCCGCCGCAAGUCGCCAGGCUCCGUCGUGCAGCUCGGCAGGGAGCUGGAGAGGGAAGCGGGGAGGACAGACCGCUUGGAGGUCGCUGCUAAACCCUUCCGGGCACUCGAGGAGUGUAAGAUGCUGGUGCAAGACUUCAACACACAGGUGGCCCUCUACCGCGAACUGGUAAUUUCCAUUGGGGACGCCUCGGUGGACUCUCCCUCCCUGCGAGCUGAAAUGCAGAGGACACGGGCCAAAGGUUGUGAGAUGGCUCAGAACGCACAUCAGAAACUCUCCGCAAUCUCAGGCGCUGAAGAUGGGGAAAUCCAUCCAGAAAUUUGCAGGCUUUACAUCCAGCUUCAGUGCUGUCUGGAGAUGUACACAACAGAAAUGCUGAAAUCAGUCUGUCUACUAGGGUCCCUUCAGCUUCAUCGGAAAGGGACAGACUCCUUGAUGGCUCCCAAAAUAAUAGACAGCAAACAGGAAGAGAGUUCUCAAGCUCCAAUUUUAGAAGAUCCACCAAUUUCACCUCUCCAAGAUCUUCAGCCAUAUUCUUGGCAUGUUUCCACAGAUAUUGAAAAUACUGAAAGAGACAUACGAGAAAUGAAAAAUCUUCUAAGCAAACUCAGGGAGACUAUGCCUUUACCACUAAAGAACCAAGAUGAUAGCAGCCUCCUCAAUCUGACUCCAUAUCCACUAGUGAGGAGGAGGAAACGAAGAUUCUUUGGACUUUGCUGCCUUGUAUCAAGUUAAAGGAUAACUAACACAAGACUGAGAGGAAAUGUCAUUGAGUGCCUAUCUUGAAGAAGUUCUACUCAUCUUUCACAUGGGAUUUCCGUUUGUCUCUCUUGCUGUAUUAAUUUUCAUUGUUUUCCUGUAUUUAGUCAGGGAUCUAGAAACAUCCACUUUCACAACCACACCCACUUCAUAAUAAUUGUCCCAAGUUUCAAUUUCUUCCAUGUAGAUUCCAACUGAAAUUCCACUCUUUGUGUUUCACAUCCAUCUAGGAUUGCAAACUUUUCCUAGACAUUUACCAUUCCUUAAAUCACAUUCUAAAGAUUGACUUUGAAUAUCGUGCACCAUAACAUGGACAAUCUUGAUCUGUUUCUUAAGCAGAACCUGAGUUCUGAUGAAAGAUCACGGAUAUGAAAGAUUAACUGUUUUUCCCUUUACGGAUACUGCCUGAGAUGCUGUGUAUUUCCAGCAUUUUCAGUUUCUAUUUGGAUCUUUAUCUUCCCUGACUUGGCAGAUUUUACUCUCAGAAAACUCAGCAAUAUUUUCCCAUUUAGCAUUUUUUAGUUGCAGCAAUGUCACCCGUUCUUUUAUUGAUAAAUCUCUUUCUAAAGUUGACCUCAACCUGAUGUUUCUCUCCUUUUAAAACAUUGAUUGGUUGUUUGUAGUUUCAAGCCUCAAUGAUUUCCUGUUGCUCUCAUCUCCUCUGGGUUGCUGGCCGCUGACACUGAAGGGGUCCUGUGUGCGGCUCAUAAGGAGACAUUACUUUCAGUAAAUGGCUCUUGGUUUCCUUCCCACAGCUGACACAAGUUCCUUCCAGAGGCAGGAACACAUCAGCAGAGCAGUCUUUUUUUUGUUCUAAUUUUCUAUACUGUCUGCCUCCAAAUUACCUCGAAGCUCUGAGUAAACUGCCCCUAGCGUUUCAGUCAGUAACUGGUCACAGGGUCCCUAAAAAUACAAUGGAAACAAUUAAUAAUGAUGCAUUCAAACAUGAAUUGAAAUGAUUUCUUUGCAAAAUAAUAUUUUGGGUUUCAAUGCAUGAGUCAUUUGCGAAUUGACCUGAGUGUAGAAUGUUUGGGAUAAACAGAUGACUUUAAACCAAUGGUUGACAAACCUUUUUGCUGCUAAGUUUCUCCUAAUUCUUUGUUGUGGUAUAAUGUAAACUAAUUGAUACAGAUUGAUUACCAUGAUUAAUCAAAGCUCUAUUGUCAUUGCAAUGUAUAAAUAAUAGGAGGUGGCUCUCGUGGUGUAGUGGUAAUGUCCCUCUUAGCUAGGAGGCCUGGGUUGAAGACCCACCUGCUCCAGACAAGUGUGACAACAUCUCUGAACAGGUUGAUUAGAAAAUGUCUACAAAUUAAUAGGGUAAUAGAACACGGGCUAGAUAGACAUUGUUUAUUUUUAUCUUGCAUUUCCUAUAUUCCAAUUUGAAAGUUUCUGAACUUUGUUUUUAAAAAAUACAUACAGAUGGAGUAGUUUCAACACAGAAUGAAGAUGCAAGUAAUACAAAUAGCAUAGAUUAAACACUGGUGAAAAUGUUUAACUUCACCAGUUGGGUUUUGAAAGAAUUCGAGCAGAUACUCGUGGAGGUUGCACACACCAGAUACCCUCAGCAACAACCCAUGCACAUAUACACCAAAAGAUGAUCAUGAGUUUAAGAUCUAUUGAUACAAUAAAUUAAAAUAAGGACAGCAAUUCCUUUCCUGCACUGAAUUGAUAUUUUGAUUAAAUUUAAUUAGUGAUUACUAAUAAAAACUAUAUUAUUGUUGAAUAAAAACAUGAUUUAUCCAAGCUUUUUGUCUUGCAGUUAGCAGGACAUUUUACAAGACUACAAUUUCAAGGGGCAAAUCAACAGUUAUACUGUAUUUGAAUUAAUUAAAAACUGGACUCUGGUAGAGCGUUAACACGGAUAACGCACACAUUGAUGAAGAUUGACAAUUAACUUCAAGAUUGUUUAA
This is a messenger RNA of Chiloscyllium plagiosum (whitespotted bambooshark), 4457 nucleotides long. Lineage: Eukaryota; Metazoa; Chordata; Chondrichthyes; Orectolobiformes; Hemiscylliidae. The record is from RefSeq and is a predicted model, not a curated record.